This is a messenger RNA of Pseudoliparis swirei, 1052 nucleotides long. RefSeq lists its product as uncharacterized. The transcript is spliced from 3 exons. Lineage: Eukaryota; Metazoa; Chordata; Actinopteri; Perciformes; Liparidae. The coding region runs from base 30 to 857 and encodes 275 amino acids. Gene Ontology annotation, biological process: lipoprotein metabolic process; lipid transport. Gene Ontology annotation, molecular function: lipid binding. Gene Ontology annotation, cellular component: membrane; extracellular region. The record is from RefSeq and is a predicted model, not a curated record.
UGAACUGUUUCCCUCAGGACAUCAAUGGUAUGCUGAGAUGGUUGAAAAGAGUCUCAAAAUUUGAUUUAUUGGCUUCAUCCGUGUAUGGCCUCAGUAUAGACGAGGAAAUCAGAUUGUUCUGCCAGGAGGCGAUGAACGUGGGGAAGGCCCUGCGUCUCUACAACCUGCUCAUGAUGAAGCGCAAUGAAAGCAUGCGGAACGUCAUCACGGAGUUGAGCUCCAUCUCCGACAACAUGGACAAGAUGAAGAAGAAGGGCAAAGUCGUAGACAUCGCCGGGGGCACCACGGGUGCCAUCGGAGGGAUGACCGCAGUCCUGGGUAUCGCCUUCGCUCCGGUGACCUUGGGCGCCUCGCUGAUCGCCACAGUGAUCGGUGCUGGGAUGGUGGUGUCCGCCGGGGGAAUAGGCGCCCACACCGCCAAGGCCAAGAACGAGGUGGUGAAUAGGAUGACAGUUGAGAAACUUGUGUACGAUUACAAGGCAAACGUUGUCGAUUUGGAACACUGCCUGGGCUUUAUCCUCGGUGGGAUGAAUGAACUUCAGAGGCACGACAUUGCCAGGUUACAGAGGGCGGGAGCCCAGUUGGAUUCAGUGAAGAUGGCUCACCUGUCGCAGUUUGUGCUUAGCAAUAAAGUCAACCAGAACGGGGACGCUUCUCCUGCGCACACAAAGAGGAUGUCGUCGGAGAGACUGCUUCUGGCUUUUACCAAGGAAAUGGAUCAGUACUUUAAGGGGACGGAUGGCCAGAAGCUGAAGAAGUCGAGUAAAAGCAAGUUUUCGGGUCGAGUUCGCAUGCUGGCUGAAAAUCUGCAGGAAGAACUGCGUCACCUGAAUCAUAUGUGGGAAAUGUUUAGUUGAAAUGAAGAGAAUAUGUGUUUGUGUGUUUGUGUGUGUGUGUGGUCCUUAUUUACUACUUUUAUUUGAAUACACAUUUUAUAUUAGGUAUGAUAUAUAUUUGUAUAUUUGGAUUAAUGUGUGAAUAUUUACAAUUGCUACUAUUUAAAGAAAGUUUAAGAUUGUUGUUAAACUAUCAUACAUGGCUGUGAUAAAUAA